AAAAGUACCGAUUGUCAUGGAUUGUAGCAUUCGUAUUUCGGUUCAGACACGAUUAAGGUCAUCGCAGGAUCUUCCUCAUAUAACAUAAUGGCAGCUAAGUUAUUCGUAAUCAUCUGCGUUUUGGCUGUGGCUAACGCCGGCUAUAUCGGACUGCCUUCCGCCCUGCAGUAUCAUAUCGAGCCGAUAGCGCACGUUCAACCCGCCAUUACGUCGACAUCCGAUAAUAUAUUACGUAGCCAUGGUAAUCUGGCGCAAGUGGCCACGCAAACGAAAACCAUCGACACACCUUUCUCUAGCUCGAGCAAGGCCGAUAUCCGUGUAACUAAUCCUGCUGUCACUACCUAUGCUCAUCUUGCUCAUCCAGCCCCGUUGACUUAUGCUGCAGCCGCUAUACCAACGGCUGUGCGUCCGGCUGCUCUUGGAGUCGCCUACUCGCCGGCCGUAGAGGUAUCUCAUAUGAGCUACAGCAGCCCGAUCGGAAUUGCUUAUGCUUACUAAAUCGAUCACAUCCAUGUCACGCGACUUUAUAUAUGAUAUAAUAUACAUAUAUUUAUUCGAAAAUCCUCGAUUCUUGUAACUAUAUACUUCUGUACGUGACGAAUUAAUGGCACUACAAUGUAAGUAGUUACGCAAUAAAAAUCUAUAAUCUAUAA
Messenger RNA from Trachymyrmex septentrionalis, 653 nucleotides. RefSeq names its product cuticle protein 67-like. The coding region runs from base 88 to 498 and encodes 136 amino acids. NCBI's taxonomy places the organism in Eukaryota, Metazoa, Arthropoda, Insecta, Hymenoptera, Formicidae. The record is from RefSeq and is a predicted model, not a curated record. The transcript has 2 exons.